AUGGACUACCUCGACAGCGACUCCUACUCUUCCGAAGGCAGUCUUGAUAUAUGGAAUAUAGAAGUAUCCGUUCCCUUCAGAACGACGGAUAGCCCAAAUUCAGUAUAUACCAGCCGCGACCCAGUUGAGGACGAUGGGAGCUAUUUACCACACGUCUCUGCGCUUUUGGAACAACAGGAAAGCUCCAAAGUUAUUAUCCAAAUUCGGCAGGGUCUAGCAAAAUUACGCGAGCUCCACCAUAGCCUGGCUGUGUUGAGAAAGUUUCGACCUAUUGAUUCUCCUCACAUCCGUACCUUGGAAGCCCAUUUGAAGGUGUUAGAACGACAGUUUCUGGAGAGUGUUUCAGAGACGUUCUCCGUCAAUGCCUACCUUGAUUUAUCUGGUUCUCCAGGAGAGACAAAUUUGCAGCUUAUGAGCCGACUGAUGGCCGAAGAAGAUGCGGCUUGUGGGUUGAAGGGAUCUGGCCUCGAAGUGUGA
Messenger RNA from Cadophora gregata, 477 nucleotides. RefSeq lists its product as uncharacterized. The transcript has a single exon. The record is from RefSeq and is a predicted model, not a curated record. Lineage: Eukaryota; Fungi; Ascomycota; Leotiomycetes; Helotiales; Ploettnerulaceae. Bases 1 to 477 code for a protein of 158 amino acids.